GGUUAGAGAGAACAGUAGACAAGGAACGAGAGUAGAGAGAGAGACAGAGAGAGACAAACAGACAGACAGAGACAGAGACAAAGACUCAAAGAGAGUCUGCAUGCAGCCAGCCUGGGACAGCUUGGUACUGUAGAAACAGCCAGACGUUCAACUCUAGCACUCAUUUCCUCUCUGCUCCACAGCAAGCCCACCUGGUUCAGCUCAACACUGCAUCAUCAGAGCCAGCCCAUUCUCUACAUAUGGAGAGGGAGCCGGCUUCUUUUCAGACACUCAGCAUCUAGGUCCUGAGGAAAGGGUACUGAAGCAGAGUCCUACAGAAUUUCUGGAAGAGGAAACGUUGCAGCAACAACUUAGAGUGUAUGUGAUUAUGGAUGACUCCAGCCGUCAGUCUGAGUAGAGCAUCAUCCUCCAUCAUGGUACAGCAAAGGGGACACAAAUACUUAGCAGUUAUGGACAGUGAUUUGAGCCAAGAGGUUUUCGUAGGACUGGGAGCAGAUGAAGGGGAGGAGGUUUUUGGACCGUCGCCCUCCAACAAAGACCCCAACUGGUGCAAGACUCCCACGGGUCACAUCAAGCGGCCCAUGAAUGCAUUCAUGGUCUGGUCGCAGAUCGAGAGACGGAAGAUCAUGGAGCAGUGGCCAGAUAUGCAUAACGCCGAGAUCUCCAAACGCCUUGGCAAGCGCUGGAAACUCCUCCCCGACUACGAGAAGAUCCCCUUCAUCAAAGAAGCAGAGAGACUUCGGCUAAAGCACAUGGCCGACUACCCCGACUACAAGUACCGGCCCCGGAAGAAGAGCAAGAGCUCCAUGCCCGUGCGGGUCGGGGAAAAGGUCCCCCUGAAGACAGGCAAGUCCAACACGGGUGGUCGUGCAUCCGCUUCCGCAUCCUCCACAGCCACCAGCAAAGGGCUCAAGGUCCGAACGCCUUCCUCCAAACACAGAGCCAGCUUCCACGGCAAUAAGUUCAAAGGUUACGACGAGGGCAUCAGCGAUGACGACACAGUGGAUGUAGAGAUGGCCAGUCAGGGAGCAAGCCAGCCAGGAGGGCAGAGGCCAGCCUUGGACGUCUUCCACCACCAGCAGGCUGCCAUGACCCCUGGGCAGCAGCAACCUCAUCUCACAGCCCAGCUCAGAGUCAAAUUGCCCACCACCACCUCCCACCCGCCCACCUCCAACCUCCCUGUGGGCCUCUCCUCUGGGUCUCCUGUACCCCAGAGCCUCCCAGAGUCGUCCCCCAGGGUGUCCUCUUCAUCGGAGUCCCGUACGCCCCUCUCCUCCACCGGCCGCUCCUCCACCCCCAGCUCCACCAGCUCCUCCUCAUUCGUGUCGUCGGCCUCCUCCGACGAGGAGCUGGAUGAGGAAAUCUUGCAUAUCAUCUCCAACGCCAACUUCGACAGCAUGCCUAUGGAUUGCGCCACUCUGGACAAAGACUUUGAUGCUGCGUUUCACACCAACUCGGGAUCCCACUUCGAUUUCCCUGACUACUGCACCCCGGAAGUGAAUGAGAUGAUAUCCGGGGACUUGCUGGUGCCCAGUAUCUCUGACCUGGUGUUCAAGAUCUACUGACCUUCAUUCAUAAAAGCCUGUGGUUUUUUGCUUAUAUUAUUUAUUUUUCCCCACCCCGAGCUUGGGCACUUCCUUUUUGUGUUCUCUCAAUCAAGUCCGUAAGUGCUAUUGCUUUUCUUUUCCCAGUAUGCCACAUCCUGAUGGUCUGGUGUACAAACAGUGACAUGUUUCUCAAUCCAAGCCUUUUAUCAAAGUUAAAAUAUCCAGGCACCGAACAGGAGACCAUGUACAAACAGCAGAGCAGACUCUGAACAGAUAUGUUCCUAGUAGAGGGAUAAGAGUGCUUUCAACAGUAAACCUAUUCAGUAUUUAUUGUUUUCAGUAUUAACAGGAGCAUGGAGCAUUGCCAUGUCUUUCACGUGCAUUUGUUGUAUAUGAAGCACCAUUACAGAUAUGUUCUGACAUAAUCAACCAGAAUGAAGGCAACAACUGCAGAUUCACAUUUUCAAAUUGACAAAGUAGCCUCAUUCCUGAUUUAUUCAUGUUAUCAACAAAUGAUCUCUAAAUAUCAAAGGGUAAAAAGGGAGAUCACGUGAGGCAUAGAUAGUCCUUAUGUUUCAGCUAAUAGGAAUCUGCAGCACUUGUCAUCGGGCUUUUACAGUAGCAUCAGUUAAAGUAAAGGCUCUUGCCAAGAGAGAAAUCUGCUGCAGACAAGUGCCAAGGAGCCGGCCAUAAUUUAUUUAAUAAUCUGUAAUUAGAUAACAGCACUUUCAUCGCCUCGCUAAUACUGCAGACUCCAAGACAUGGAGUAUUACGUAAACACAAGCCUUGUGUGUGUGCCUGAUUCAUUCCAGACAGUUGAGGCUGACCGUAGCGGUGGUUUGGUGGUUAGAGUGUGGGGCUGAGUAGU
Molecule: messenger RNA, 2415 nt
Organism: Oncorhynchus gorbuscha (pink salmon)
Lineage: Eukaryota; Metazoa; Chordata; Actinopteri; Salmoniformes; Salmonidae
Product: transcription factor SOX-4-like
Exons: 2
Coding region: 372-1565 (397 amino acids)
Biological process (GO): regulation of DNA-templated transcription; anatomical structure morphogenesis; cell differentiation
Molecular function (GO): RNA polymerase II cis-regulatory region sequence-specific DNA binding; DNA-binding transcription factor activity, RNA polymerase II-specific
Source: RefSeq, a predicted model, not a curated record